CUGUGAUGUAUGCCACUUCUCAAAACACAAAAGACUUCCUUUUCCCAUCAGUACCAGUAUUGCAAAGAAUGCUUUUGACUUGGUUCAUGUUGAUAUUUGGGGACCCUUGUCUGUUCAGUCAUAUGAUGGUCAUUCUUACUUUCUUACAAUAGUGGAUGAUCAUAUAAGGGCAGUGUGGGUUUACCUAAUGAAACACAAACAUGAGACAAGAGAAUUGCUAAAGGGUUUUUAUGCCUUGGUUCAUAAUCAAUUCAAUACCACUGUUAAAACUAUUAGAAGUGACCAAGGGCAGGAAUUCCAUAUGAAGGAAUUCUUUAUGGAGAAAGGGAUAGAACACCAGAUGUCCUGUGUAGAGACUCCUGAACAAAAUGCCAGGGUUGAACGAAAGCACCAGCACAUAUUGAAUGUGGCUAGGUCUCUUAGGUUCCAGUCAGGUUUACCACUUACCUUUUGGAAUGACUGCAUUCUUCAUGCAGUGUACUUAAUCAACAGGAUGUCAACUCCUAUUCUGUCUGGCAAAUCCCCAUUUGAGGUGCUUUAUAACCAUCAACCUUUUCUUGGUAACCUUAAGGUUUUUGGUAGCCUGUGUUAUGCAAGUACUCUUGGACAUAACAGGACCAAAUUUGCACCAAGGGCAAGACAGUGUGUUUUUCUUGGAAUUCCUGCUGGAGUUAAAGGGUAUAAGUUACUUGACUUAGAAGAUAGGAAGGUCUUCUUAUCAAGGGAUGUUGUCUUUUAUGACACAAUCCUUCCCUUUCGAGACUGUACAGAGUCUGCAACAUCAGACUCACCUCCUUCUUCAUCUACUUCACCACCUAUUCACUAUACAACAUCAGCUCCACCCAUCUUGGUUCCAGCAUCUUCUCUACCUACUACUUCUGCACCUGUAUCCUUUGAUCAGGCCUCAGCUGCAAGGGGGGAUGAUGACUAUAGUCCAAGUAAAGAUGCUACUCCAGCAAAUGACACUGAUGUUUCACCUGAACAUGACUGUGAACUACUUCUACAAGUUGACUUUGAACCUCCUCCUCCACCAAGAAGAUCACAGAGACAACCAGUGUUACCUGCUAAACUUAAUGAAUGUGAACUGGACCCUCAGUUAACAUUUGGAGCUUUUGGAACAGCAGCAAAUGCAAGUAAGCACUCUCUUUGUCUGAAUGUUGAAUGCUUGAAUGAACAAGAUAGAAUCUAUGCUUUAAGUGUGUUGAAGCAUGAGGAACCAACCUCAUAUCAUGAGGCAGUCAAGUCCAUUGAAUGGAAUAGAGCUGUCAUAGAGGAAAUACAUGCUUUAGAAGCAAACCGGACCUGGGAAAUAGUAGAGGCUCCACCAGACAAACACAUAGUUGGUUGUAAGUGGGUGUUUAAACUGAAGUUGAAACAGGAUGGUACAAUUGAAAGAUACAAAGCAAGGUUAGUGGCUAAGGGGUUCACACAAAUAUAUGGGAUUGAUUUCUUGGACACUUUCUCCCCAGUGGCCAAAAUCAACUCAGUAAAGGCCUUACUAGCCAUAGCAGCAGUGAAGAACUGGACCCUAGAGCAAUUGGAUGUAUCCAAUGCUUUUCUAAAUGGGGAUCUAUAUGAGGAUGUGUAUAUGCAGGUGCCCCCUGGGAUUGAAUUACCUUCUGGAAGCCCUAAGAGGAUGGCCUGCAAGCUAAAGAAGUCACUGUAUGGCCUUAAACAGGCUUCAAGGCAAUGGUUUGCCAAGUUAACUGGUUUUCUGUUGAGAAGUGGGUUUUAUCAGUCAUCCUCAGACUAUUCCAUGUUCACUAAGUGGGUUAAUGGAAGAAUAGUUGUACUACUUGUCUAUGUGGAUGAUAUCAUCCUAGCUGGGGAUGCUCAGAAGGACAUUGACCAGGUUAAGAACUCUAUGAGUAAAGAAUUUAAGAUCAAGUUGCUUGGACCUUUAAGGUAUUUCUUGGGACUGGAAGUAAACAGGACAACAGAAGGGUUGAUGGUCUGUCAAAGGAAAUACUGUAUGGAUUUGCUUGCUGAUACAGGAUACUUAAAUGCCAAAGGAUGCCAUUCACCAUCAGACCCAAAUAUCAAGUUGACAGCAACAGAAGGCACUUUACUUGAAGAUCCAGAACAAUACAGAAGAUUGAUUGGGAGACUUCAUUACAUAACCAUAACAAGACCUGACUUGACAUACUCUGUACAACAGUUAUGCCAAUUUCAGAAGGAGCCCUACUCAGGACACUUACAAGCAGCCUACAGAGUACUUAGGUAUCUCAAAUCUUGUCCAGACCAAGGUAUCUACUACAGCAGUAAGGCAGACUUGAAGCUUGUAGGGUUCUGUGACUCAGACUGGGCCAGCUGCCCUGACACCAGAAGAUCAACAACAGGGUACUGCACUUUCCUUGGGAGCUCUCUUCUGACUUGGAAAACAAAGAAGCAAACAACAGUUUCCAGAUCAUCAUCUGAAGCAGAAUAUAGAGCACUAGCUCUAUUGGUUUGUGAGAUUGAUUGGCUAAGGGUACUGUUGGGAGAAAUGGGUGUCAAGAUACCUCUUCCUGUUGCUGUGUACUGUGAUAACAGAUCUGCAAUCCACAUAGCAGAGAACCCUGUGUUCCAUGAAAGGACCAAGCACAUAGAGAUCGAUAUGCAUGUUACAAGGGAGAGACUGAAGACUGGUUUGAUCAAACUAUUUCAUGUGAGUACAAUUAAUCAACUUGCUGAUAUUUUCACCAAGAGUUUGCACAGGAUUCGACUGAAUGAGCUGUUGGACAAGUUGGGAGUCAAGAAGAGCACUCACAACUUGAAGGGGGUGUGAAUUGAGCUUGAAUCCUGAUGCUGUAAGGACUGGAAGACUAAAGCGAAGUGAAGAAGCAGAAGGAUCAAUACGCAGACGUUUUGUUAUCACUUAAGUUUCCAUUUGUUAAAACUCUGUCGUUUUACCUAAGGAUCUAUUAGCCGUUAUUAAACAGUGUUUUGGUUUGUAAUAGGCCAGUUGUUGGUUGCCAAGUGGCAAUCUGAACUAAGCUGAUUUCUUCAGCUGAUAUAUAUACUGCAACAGAGCAGCCCCUGCACACUUGAGGGUUUUGCCAUUUUGCCCUAGCAAAUUCUCCAUACGCACAGGCUCGUUAGAGGCAGAUUGGCAGCCACCGGCGGCUCCUUUUCGUCCUCCGCCGCAACUCGUCGGAUCUCAAUUUACGAUCGUUGAGGAGCUCUCCUCCUGGUGGCGGUUAUACUGAUGCACAACCACCAGCAAAGCGAAUCCAGAAAUCCGGAUCUGGAUUUCAUAUAUGGUGGUCGGGAUAUUGAAGAGGAUUGUCGCGAUUAGCACCGGCCCCCCAUCCGUCAUUUCUUUCCUCCUCAAGUCAAAUCAUAAAAAACCCCACCUGUGAAAUGAAGUGUAGUGCCGUGGGAUUGAGAGAGCAAGAGAGAUAGGGGAGGAGGAAGAAGAAUGGGUUGUUUGCUGAGAUACAAAUAGUGGGAGAAGAAGAAGAAGCCUGCAAAAGCCAAAAGGGGGGAUAUAGAUGGAAUGGCGAUGCAUUCCAACAUUGAGCAACAUGUUAUUUGUGGCGAGUGGUUUGAGAGUUCGGUUCUCUUUGAAUAAUUUGCUUUUGUGUUUGUUCCUUGUUGUGUCUUGAACUGAUACAACGCACACAAAAUUGGUUGCCAAUCGCUUUCCCGGGAAUCAAACAUGGCCUUUAUAUCUCCUCCCAUUUUCUUCUGAGGAUCCCAAUAGUUUGCUGCAACAGGGAAGGUUUUUUUUUUGUGUUUGUUCAUUUCCAAAUGCUCUGUGAAGAGUUAAUGUAGAUGUAAUAGUGGCAGGAGAUGGAGAAGAAGUUCUUUUUUUUAAUGAUUUAUUAUAUUUCUCAUAUGCAUUUGUUGAGGGUAUGAAUUCGUGUUUGUGUUUUGAAUACUCGUUAUUGAUUUUGAAAAGUUCAUUUAAGUUGUUGCUUUUGUUGGAUACUCGUUAUUCAUAACCACAUAAAAAAAUUUCUACCUCAAACAGAGUAAAUCAAACCUUAAAAAACAUAUCAGAAACCAGCUAAUGCAUACCACAACUUUCCUUAAACAUACCAGAAAUCUCAUAAAGCAUACCAUCAACCUCCUAAUGCAAACCACAAACACAGUAAAACAAACCACAAACACGGUAAAGCAAACCACAAGUCUUUCAUAAGCACAUCAUAAACCUCCUAACGCAGUCCACAAACGUGAUUAAAAAAACCACAAAAAAUAAACCAGAAACCUCCUAAUGCAUACCAUAAAUCCCCUAAAACAAACCAUAAACCUCACAAACCAAACCGCAAUAUUUUCGAAAGCAUACCAUCAACCUCCUAAUGCAAACCACAAACACGGUAAAGCAAACCACAAACACGGUUAAGCAAACCACAAGUCUUUCAUAGCACACCAGAAACCUCCUAAUGCAGACCACAAACUUGAUAAAAAAACCACAAAAAAGCAAACCAGAAACAUCCUAAUGCAUAUCACAAAUCUCAUAAAACAAACCACAAACCUCACAAAGCAAACCACAACAUUGCGAAAGAACACCAGAAACCUCCUAAUGCAAACCAAAAACACAGUAUAUCAAACCACAAAAAAGCAAACCAUAAACGUCCUAAUGCAGA
Linum trigynum is the source of this 4571-nucleotide messenger RNA. NCBI's taxonomy places the organism in Eukaryota, Viridiplantae, Streptophyta, Magnoliopsida, Malpighiales, Linaceae. The record is from the annotation of a GenBank genome assembly.